UCUGGAAAGCCCUUUUUGGCAAACAAGCGGAUUCUUUGGAGAAGAGUACAGAGCACGAAGACGAAUACAUGAUAUCAGAUAAUGAUCCGCUAAUAAGCAAAUAUAUUUCUGUGCCCAAGGAAUUAUCACAACUAAAUUGUAACGCGUUUCUUGCUGGAAUUGUUGAAGCAAUUUUAGACGGUGCCCAAUUUCCAUCUCGAGUGACCGCUCAUUCUCUUCCUCAAGACAGUUUUCCGUUACGUACCACAAUAUUGAUUCAAUUGGAUAAAGAAAUUCUUCAAAGAGAAGAGCAGCUUAAAUAA
Racocetra persica is the source of this 302-nucleotide messenger RNA. Lineage: Eukaryota; Fungi; Glomeromycota; Glomeromycetes; Diversisporales; Gigasporaceae. The record is from the annotation of a GenBank genome assembly.